AAACGUUCCAUUUGUUCAAAAAUGUGUUGUAGUGGUCUGUUAUUUAGUUGAAUUUGAACCGAAAAGUUAAAAUAUUGAUUGCAAACGUAGUAUAAGGAAAUAAUGGUAACUACUCAAAACUAAAUCCUUCUUUAGUUAAAAUAAUUUGUAAUUUUAACGCCCAUGGAGAGUCGUGGCAGGGGCACCUUUCAGAUAUGGAUAGCUGCACUGAUGACGUUUAGUUCCAUUCAUCAAUCUGAAGCUGGCCAUGUAGUGGACUUACUUGAAGUACACGAUACGAGCGCUUCAUUCGAAGUGCAAGUACUUGGCUAUUUCAGCAACUACGUUUUGUGCGACGAGAUCGAAAUCAGUCCCUCGGACGCAGGAAUCAGUCUCUUUCCGACGGAGUCUCCCGAGAAACCGGGUGCAGUGUAUGCCAGUGGUCUACAACAGGAAACCUGCUACACUCUGACUACGAAAUGCUGUAAUUUGUACAGUAACGACCCCUCCACGCAAACCGGCCGAGACUGUUUUGGGGGAAGCGAGGACUUUUGUACAUUAGGUCCCCAAGUUCCCACUUGUGAUGACGUCACUGACACCUGCUCCACCGACAAUGACUGUCACCCCUCGGUAUACCCGCACGUGACUUGUGCCUCUGUGGGACCCCCAGAUGACCCAGGACCCAAGAACUGUAUAUGUGGGGAGGGGUGGUACGGCAACCCUAAAGAGCAAUGUUUGGAAAACCGUGCCAGAGCUCCUAUCUUCGGAAUGACGAUGGGCUGUUUCCCGGUGGACAAGACAGACCGCGUGAUCAAACGGGCUGCAGGGGACUACCGAGACUUCAGUCUGAACACGUAUGGGUGCAGGGAGACGUGCUCGAACCAGGAGACGAACUUCGCCGUGCUGCAGGAGGGCGACAUUUGCAUGUGUGCCUUCGACAUCUCGGCUCUGACUGGUCUGCAGGCGACAGAUGACAAGUGCAACAGCAACUGUACCGAGGAGGACCCAGACGACAACAAGUGCGGGGGCUUCCACGAGGCGGAGGGCGGUGAUGGAGUGGUCACUGAGAGCUACUCGAGUAUUUUCACCACCCAGAAGGGAGUUCCGAGUGUGUGGUUUGUGGAUCUUAACAAAAAACUGAUGACGAUGGAGCCAUCUAGUGCAAGACUAGACUACUCACCACCUCCCAACUUCUGCAAGGCGUUUAUGUACUACCAGUUUGACUUCGGAACUGGAGCUGGGUUCACUUAUCCAAAUAGCAACUCUUGGAUGACGUGGACAUAUACUGUGCCUGGAUCGUACAUCCUCACUGGGAAACUGGACGGAAGAUUCCCGCCUCUGGACGCGACCAAAGUGUCAGUUGGGGAGGGUGUGGCGAAGGAGGGCGUGGUGGUGGGGUGUGGGGAGUACUACAAGUACGGGGUGAAAAGCAACUGCAGUGUGAGUAGCAUAGUGGGCACGGGACUGAAGGUGGACAUCUACUGGGGCGACAGGGACAGACGCCAGUUCGACUAUUCUAGAAUUGAGGACCCGUAUCACUGUUUGGCGGGUAACCCAGUGAUGCAGACAAUUAACUGUGUGGACUAUGCCUCCUUCGGAUUGUCCUACCGUCCCGAGAGUUCCUACUUCUAUUCCACUGGGGGAGGGAAGGUACUGAUUGACCCCAAGGCCCAGUUCUCCUGCGAGGGAGUCCUCAAAGGGUUCGAGUACUUCGUCAAAGCAGCAUCAGCUGGAGACGUGAUCAAAUUCAGGCUCUACGAGCCGAGUUGUGCGGGUGGCACAGUGUACUGCUACGAGACAAUGGAAUGUCUUGCCGAGGGAGAUCCCUGCCUGCCCCCCUUUUCAAGCGACUGUGGGGACGCCUUCUGUCAGUUGGGGGGAGGGUGUACCGACGGAAUGUGCAGGAGUGCCAAUCGGUCUGAGGCGUUCAAUGGCGUGGGGUACACUAUGGUUCCAGAUGCGGAAUGGACGGUCACCCUUGACGCCGACUGCGCAAGUGGGUGUGGGUGUCAUGGAAUAUACAAACUCGAUCUCGGAACCUUCGAGGCGCCGGACCACUUCCGUGUCUAUCCAGGGUAUAUUCUGGCACUAGACCCUGGAACUGCCAAAGUGUACUACACUGUGGAUUCCACUUCUACUGAUGUCGUCUAUGAGUUCACGUCUGGUCCCGGUCCCUUCCAGGGCGACCCCGCUGGAACUGACGUGGCCAGUUAUCCGGGCACAAGCGACACUGGCUAUGGCAUCAAGUGGGCAUUCCAGGGACACCUCGCCCAAGUUUCUACCAUCAAUCUCACUAAUCUUCUUCCGGCGCCAUACUAUGACCUCAGUUAUGACGUUGAGAUCUGGGUGACAGCUGACAAAUUCAACGACGAUCCCGACCUCCUAGUCGAUGACGUCAUCGACGGGGUUCAGAAGACAGACGUGCCCGUGUAUUACUACCAGUUCAGGGUGUUUGUUCACGAGGGCAUCAAAGACAUUUUGGUGACCCCUUUGUACCCAUUUCACCCCUUCGCACAAACACUGUCCAGUUACAAAAUAAAAGUGGAUGUUGAUAAUCCAGCAGCAUUCUACUUCGGUUUGAAAAUCAGCAUUAGUUGGGGAGACGAUAGAGACACCCUGACCAACGAGGACUUCAUAAAAGCUACCGAAUUCGACCACGUCUAUCUGGCUACUACCCCAUUCGAGGUCUGCAUUCAAGUCGAAAACGAAGUGUCUAACGCCGAGGUUUGUUGGAAUGUGAAGCCGAAGCACCCUGUACUCGACAAAUAUGAAGUUGAGUUUUCGGAUGCCGCCAUUGGGUGUUUGUGCGGGGCCACACCGUUGCUAGGCAAUCAAGAUGGUGUGCUGGACGUCAGUCUUAUAAUCCCCACAGCAGAGGCCGCCCACUUUGUAGACUUUUUUCCAACCAAUGCGACUGCGUACUUCGACUGGGAUCCCGAUGUCGAGGACUUGCAAUCAGUGGAUUUGGUGUCUGGUGCGCACACUCCCAGCAACCCCAUAGUGUUUAAUGUUGUCUACACUUCGAGUGGAUGUCGCAAUGUGACGCUUACUGUCAGCAAUGUCAUUUCGAUGAUCCGGUUCAAGCAAAGGGUGUGUGUUUACGAGAGAAUCACAGGCGUGCAAAUUGAGGAAUUCGUGUCUAUGCUAGAGGGACAAGUGAUGGAAGAAGAUCCAGUCACGUUUCCAUCUGAUUCCACAGUGUGUGACUAUCCGACCACAGAUACCAACUGCAAAAUAUACCUGAACAGAUAUCACUACCACAGGAUUACAAUGAAUCAAACAUCAACUAUGGUGAAUCAAACUUUUGAGUGGCAGUGGAACGAUGAGUCAGAUAUGCCUGAAGAAGUGAAGAUCAACUCACCAGUUGCAUUACACAAAUUCUACUACUCGACCUAUGGUCUUCAAAACUAUGUGGAGCUGGGAUCAUUGGCAGUGCGACUUUCACACCCACUUCAGAACGAUGAUUCAGGCCCGAACGCAGCGGUUCUACACCCGAUCGUGUCUUCCGAUGGCUAUGUGUACCGAAUUGCCCUGGCGCCUUCUGUUCCUCAAGUUAGGGCAGUCAGUUCAGUUUGGAAGCUAGAGGACACUGUCGAAGCCACUCUGGUACUCGAAGAUGUGGGUUGGAAGACUUGUUGCUUCACUUUCUGCGAGGGAUGCACACAGCCUCUGGCAUUCCUGCAAUCCUUUUACGACAGCGAAGAUCUCAACACCGGGGCACCCGAUCCCGACGGAAACCUGAGAAAUGGAUAUGACAGAUGCAACAGUCAGUCUAACUCUAGCAACGCCUGGGCCAAUGAAAAUGCCUACAUGUACAUGAUGAACAACCAGAGAGAGGACUCUGAAGACGGAGUGGACUGGGAGGGGUGGCAGGGGGAGGGGGACACAGCCCAGACCAAUUUGCCCAACAGAGUAAUAAGGGAGAACGUUAUUCAAGUGAAGAAGCACUUCGGCGCAGACCAGAAGUCGUACCUUUUAAACUACUUCUGCUGGAACCCCGUAGGAGAGGUGCACACAGUGUACGAGUUCUCCCGCAUGGAUCCCAUCACUUGUGGCUUCCCCAUUGUGUCCAUCGACUACAGGGGAUCGGAAGUCUUCGCACCCCACAGGAUAUACAACAAGGACAAGAACUUCUUGACCGGCAACGUCAUUAUCAACUGCGACGACACUCUUAAAAACCGAAAGUGGUGGACUUGUCAGCAGUACAGUGAACGAACCGGGAAGUCCAUUGGGGCGUCAUUCACUCCCCCAUUUCCCGGAAACGACACUGCAGAACUGGUGCUUCCGGCCAAGGGGCUGGAGUACGGGGUGUUCAAGUGCACUUUGAGUGUACAGAUGUUGGUGAAUUAUGAAUCCCCGGUGUACUUGAACUACGCCUUUACUUACAUCAAGUUGGUGUCAUACAAGUUGCUGGGCCAGAUGUACCAUUCGGUCACGAGUCUGGACUUGGGCAUGGACCAGGAGGUGUUGCUGAACCCGGGCAAAUACUCCAAGGAUAUGGAUGUCGAUGGAGGGUCUUUCGUUGACUUCGAGUGGUAUGGCAAAUGCGGAGACGAAGAGUACCCUCUGAACAAUUUGGGUGAACUGAACCGCAACUACCCCCCUCCCCUCCCUCUCGGUCAGCAGCCUGGACUCGCGGGGGGCUUGGAGGGUCAGGGCCCUGGACGAAUUGCAAACACCAGAGGGGACCUUCUACUGGUUACUAGGGCAUUUGAUGGAAUGCGAGCCGAUGUGGCGUGUGAGUUGAUGGCCAUUUUCAAGAAGAGCCCUGACCCCUUCUACAGAACAGGACAGGCCAUCAUCUCCAUCAACGUGUUCGAAGUCAGCGUCCCCACCUUCCAAGUCAUAACUGGAAACGGAACAACAGCCGAACCAGUCAUCACAGCCGACAAGCGUCCGGCUCAGAAGAUAAACCCGAUCGGAUUUUUUCGAGCACUUGCAGACUGCACCGGAGCAACAGAUUGUUCCAAGACCAUGUUCCAAUGGAAUCUCAGGUGUCUGAAACCAGGACUUGCAGACCCUGUGAACUUCAAGGACAUUCUGAACUUUGACAAUAUAACUAUGACUAAUGAUCCCUUGUUGCAGCCAGCUGAGAAACUUAGGGUCACUACUAAUCUUCAGAGGAUUGGCAUCCCCAUGGCACUGUUGUCGUCCCAAAUAGAGGCGGGGGUGGUAGAUUGCUACUUGGCCCUCAAAAUGUGCAGCCCGAGGACAGAACUGCAGAUUGAAAUGGGACUUCCGCCUGCCUGUGGUAAUGCGGGAAUGUCGAUUGUGUUGAAUAUCCCUCCCAAAGGCGGCAACAUGACAGUGGAGCACUUCCCCCUGAUGAGUUUUGGCAAUUGUCUGGAGAACUACCUCUUCUGGAAGUUCUCUUUCAAUGGCUGGGUUGACCCGGACGACGGGUGCAUCAAGUCCUACAAAAUAAUACAGGUCAGCGGAGCCAACAUGUUGGACGUGCCUGUGAACCAGGAAAUCAGGAGUCUGGAGGCCUUCAAGGUCCAGCAAACUGCUCUUUACAGUGGCCCUCAGAACCCCUACAAUGAGAAGAUCAAGUACGGAGACAAAGGCAAAGACUGGGCUGUGGUGCUGUGCGUCAGGGUCUCCGACUGCUUCGGCGCAUUUGUGUUCUACUGCGUCAAAGAUAGAUUCAUGAAAGUGAAGAUGUCGGAAAUGGUGACGUGUCAAGACGUGAACACGACCACUCUGUACCCUCCGACAGAAAACGUGACCUUGACCUACCCCAGUGAGUUCAAGGUCAAACAACUGCUCACAGACGACCCAUAUGCCCUGGAAACUGAGACCAGAAGUGUCCAGUUGAUGAUUGAAACUGCAGUUCAGCAGAACAUGUCGAAAUACGUGGCGGAACAGAGCAAUAGGAACAUUACGGCAUUCGCUUUAGCCAUGGUGACCAUGUUGAAUGAAUUAAUGACCGAACUGGACGAGGAAUUAACGUCUAUUGAGGACGAAAUGAAGCAUCUGGGUAGUGAAGUUGGAAGAGUGGUGGGGGGAGAGGAGGAGGAGGAAGAACUCGCUCUCAUUCUGCAGACAAAGGCCACCCUCAGAGCACAGGCACAGAAGACCAAUGAGGAGAUCAAGCAGCAGAUCCUUGUGAAUGUGGAUGGAGGUCUGAUGGGCUUAAACAGUCCAGAGGUCAUUGACUCAGUGUCCAGUGCUCUUAAAGACUCCACCCAGAAGACAGGCGAACUCACCGAAGCGUCCAUGAACUCGGUAAAGAGCCUGAGCUCCGGAAUAGGGAGCAACUUGUUGGAACAGGCUAGCACUCUAGACCAGGGGUCUCUGGAGUCCAUCACGGAGUCCUCAGUAGCAGCAAUAUCCAGCAUAUUCAUGGGUAUCAGAGAAAGGGUUGGAGAAGAUCGUCUGGCAGCUGAAAAUGACACCACAACUGAUGUCACCAAUGGUCCAAUGGAAGAGUUCAAUGGCGAAGCAGUGACCGGAACACCUGCCCCUCUUGCGGGUAAAAUGGAGGAAUGGGGUCUAGAGCUGCUUGGGAUGAUUGACACGAUAGCGAAGUCGUGUCAGAUGAACAAACAGGCAGACGAGCCCAGCACCACCCUCGCCACCGAUAGCAUGGGCGUCGACCUACUCAAGCAGCAGAAAGACGCCAUUACAGGGGGCGAUGACGGCAUGACUUUCUCAGUGAAAGCCUUGAGUAUGGCUCAUGCUCCUAAGAUAGCCCUGCCCAAUUUCGACUACCUGUUAGACGACGCCUCCUCUUGGUCGCCGAGUACAGCCAUCAGUAUGCAGAAUUUGGCCACCCCUAGUCCUGGUCUGUUCGGAGUGCCUGGAGACUACCUGGUGCAGGGCAGUGCCAUGGUCCGAAUUGUCUUCUCAAAUGACCAGGAAGAUGGACCCCUGAGCGUCCCGGAGGCACGCAAGGCGAUAGACAUGCACAUACCCAAAGAGGACACCGGCAACUUCGAUGUCAACUACGAAGUGGUCAAGGGAUCUAUGGAACUGGGCAAGGAGCACCAGUUCAUUCUGAGGAGUAUCGAGUUGGGUGGGGAUGUGGCGAUCAGCAUCCGAGUCAAAUAUGUGGCACAGUUAGUGGACGAGUGGCUGUGUGUCUAUGUGAGAAGAGGCAAGGAACCAUAUCAUGACCCCACUCUUAAUACAUGGGAGUAUGACUUCUUCGAACGACUCCCGAGGGACCUGACUAGAUCAGAGCAGAGGAGACACGAGGGUGUGGAGUACCCUGACCAGUACACUUACAUGAUAGAGAACCACCUGCUGGAGGACAGUGGGACCUACCACAUAGGGGUCAGACCCUGCAGGAAGAACUUCGACUACUUCUACUUCGACCAGGAGACCAUCUCCAACAAGGUGUUUUCAUCUGACUUUGAGUUCAACGUGUGGUCGCAGGGCUGCUACUUCAUGGAGGAUGACGCCAGCAAGUCCUCGCCUAAAGACUACUCCACUAGGGGUUGUGUGGUGGGCAGUAUGUCGAACAAGUAUGGGACGGAAUGCAUGUGUAUGCAUCUGACCGCCUUCGCCGGAAGCACCCUGGCCCCCGCUCCCCCUGCCCUGGACUUCUCAGCCAUGAGUUUCAAGUUCGAAGACAUGUACCCUGUCUACUGUGUGUUGCUCCUACUCUGGAUGGUCUACAUUCUACUCAUGCUGUGGUCACGCCGCAAGGACAGACAAGAUAUCGCCAAGCUCGGUUUCACCCCUCUGCCCGACAACGACCCAGCUGACUUCUACAUGUACGAGCUGGCCAUCCAGACUGGCAUGUUGAAGGGGGCAGGCACAACUAGUAGGAUCUACUUCUACGUUGUGGGGGAGUUGGGCAGAAGUAGAAUACACGUGGUGGAAGAUCCAUACAGGGAGAUAUUGAAGAGAAACAACAAGGAUUUGUUCUUGCUUUCAACUCCACGUUCUCUGGGUCGUCUGUCCAGUGUGCGUCUGUGGCAUGACAACUCUGGAGUGGGGUCCGACCAGAGCUGGUUCUGCGACUACAUCGCCCUCAGAGACACACAGACUGGCGAAAAGACUUUCUUCAUGGCCUACCGGUGGUGGUCGCUGGUGCACGAGGACGGGUCCAUAGAUCGGACCAUUGAGAGAACGGAGCCAGAGAACAUGAAGAAGUUUCGCUACAUGUUUGCUUCUAAGACAAGGGAGAAACUGAAUGAUGGCCACUUGUACUACUCCAUCUUCGCCCGACCGGUCGAGAGUCAUUUCACGCGCUGCCAGAGGUGUUCGUGUGCGAUGUGUGUAUUGUUGCUCGAGUUCUGUGUGAGCGCAGUGUACUACCAGACCAAACAGAGUGUCGAUGACUCAUCCACAGUCUGGGUCGGACCCAUCAAGUUCAACAUCGCCGAGCUGGGCGUGAGUUUCAUGUCUUCUCUGAUGGUGUUGCCUGCUUCUCUCCUAGUUGUGCAAUUGUUCAGAAGAACCAAACCAUUUACCAGUGGGAACGAAGAGGAGCUAGAUGACCUGGACGCAGAAGAAGAAAUGUUGAACUCAAGCCGUCGGAAGCGUCGAGAGGAGGAGCGAAGGAAACGGGAAGAGAAAAAGAAGGAGGAUCUGACGAAGUACCUCAAAGCAGCCGGACUCACUGUUGAGACGAAAGAGCGAAAGAAUUCCAGCGACUCACGUUCGGGUCUCACUCAAAACAUGGAGACAUCUACUUCGUGGGAUGGACAAAGGGUGUCGUCCGGUCAUUCAGAGCACAGUGGAAGUACUGGAACAAAGAGUUCCCUCAAACAGCCAGGGACAUCCUCUCGCGUUGGAUCCUCGAAGAGCGUACACAUACGAGACGGGUCUGAGGUUCCAAAAGACACCUCCAAUGAGGACGCCGGGAGAAGUAGGAGCCGACUGGUGGUAAGUGUGAAUCGAGAUAACAAUGAUGACACCGUGGACCCCUGUGACCUUGGAGAACUGUCAAUCUCGGAGUCGAGUGAGGAGAGCGAGUACGAGACAGAUGAGGAGGAAUUAGACCUGGACUGUUACGAGAGGGUCCGAAGGUCCAAGUGGUUCUGCUGCAUACAGUGUCUGUUCGGAUGGGGAGAGAAGGGCAGAAAAAGACAUCCAAUGAUGCUGCCUGCCUCUUUCAUCUACAUCGACUGGCUGUUCGUCUGCAUAAUCCUUCUCACCACCUCCGUCGUCAUUACCCUCUACGCAGCCAUGAUCGCAUUCAACGGGGGCAGUGCCCUCGUCACAAAGUGGCUGGUGUCCAUGAUCGGGUCCAUGACUAUGUCCAUAUUCCUCAUGCAGCCACUCAAGAUUCUGAUUCUGGCCAUGAUUAUUUCUCUCCUCUGCCAGAGAAGGGGGAGGAGAAAUGAGGAUCAAUUGGAACUCAUGGACGAAAACUUCGAGGGACUCACAGAAGAUGAGUUGAAAUUGCUGGAUAAACUGGAGACGGACUACGGCAAAGACAAACACCUCUACUCGGGCGAGGAGGUGGGUGACAUCAUAGUGGGCAAGUUACCCGACGAGGAGUUUCUGGACGAGGGGUGGGCCAAGAGGAACAGAGUUAAGACUACGUUGCUGCCGGGUCAGCUGACAAGAAAACGGAAGAGUUUCCUGAGGGAAGUGCGACAGAAGGAGAUUGCGAUGUUUGGAGUUGCGAGGGAGAUCUCGAUGUACCUGGUGUUCGUCUGGCUCCUUUUCUCGGUCUGCUAUGUGGAGAAAGACGCAACUGGAUUUUACCUCUACGAUCAGAUCAAGAGCGAAAUGUUCACCGGCUCACUGAACAAAGUGUACGACAUCGACACUUACUGGGAUUACUUGAUAGACCACUUUGCCCCCAAAAUGUACUCGAAUGAAUGGUACAAUGGGGACAGACCCCUGGGACUGUACCAGUACUUCGCUGACAAGAUAAACCUCGUCAUAGGCUACUCCGUCGUCCGACAGAUCCGAAUCAGGAAACAUCUUUGCAUGCCGUACAAGAUCGGAAGACACAACAUAUCGCGGGAGUGCAAUCCCCCCUUCGCGGCCGAAUUCGAGGACAGGGGGAGGUAUGGACCCGGCUGGGUGAGAUUUGAUGCCAACAACCCCUACCAUAUACUCAGAGAAGAAUACAGGUACAUUGAUGCAGAGGAGAUAGAUGGCCAUCCGUUCUGGGGUCAGUCGGCCACCUACCCGGGAGGGGGAUUUCUGGUCAGACUGGAUGGAAACAAACAGGACUCUCUCAACAAACUCAACAAUCUGAAGAAUGAGAAGUUUAUCGACUUCUACACUCGGGCGAUCCUGCACGAAUUCUCCAUCUACUCGCCCACUUACAAUCUGUUCGCUGUGGUCACUAUGGUGUCUGAGUUCAGGGCCUCAGCCGGGGUGUUCUCCUACUACUACUGUGACCCCCUCCGACUCAUACAGUACCACGGACCCACCGCACCCUACCAGAUCGCAGUCCAAGUUGGCCUUGGCAUCUUCCUGGUCGCCUUCAUUUUUCGAGACGGGCGAAAAAUCUACAAACAGAGGAAGGCGUUCUUCAAGAAGUCCUGGAACGUGAUCGACUUCACGGUGGACAUCCUGGGAGUGCUGGCGAUUGUCCUCUUCAUCUACCGCUACACUGAGACUGAGAGUGCCAUGUCCAGAGUAUCGCUGGUCGGAGGUCGCAAGUUUGUGAACCUCAACUACAUUGUGACGCUGUCUCUGGUCUAUUUGAUCAUCCUGGCGUCCAUCUGUUUCGUGUCGACCAUCCGAUUCCUGAAGAUCUUGAACUUCAACAAGAAGAUCUCCAUGUUCAGAGACGUCCUGGUCUCCUGUCGCACUGACUUGAUCUCGUUCGCAGUCAUGUUCGUCUUCCUGCAGGCUGGUUUUGUGACGAUGGCGUACAUGUUCUUUGGCAGUUUCCUCGUGCGAUAUGCCACCCCCUUCCAGACUCAGCAGUCUCUGUUCAACAUGCUACUGGGAAAGUUCUCAUUCGAGGAACUGAUCCAAAUAGACGAGACUCUUGGGGCCAUUUUCUUCAUGAGUUACUCGAACUGCAUGAUGCUCAUUACAAUGAACAUAUUCGUCGUCAUUCUAGACGCGUCUGUCGGUGACGUCAACGAAGGUCUCGCGGAGAAGUCGAACGAGUACGAGAUCCUGUCGUUCCUCGGAGGACGAAUGAAGUAUUGGGCGGAGAAGCAGGCGGGAUCGGCCAAGAAGACUGUCGUCGACAUGAAGCACCGCAAGGAGAUCGACGAGCGACGUACCCUUGAUAACAAAAUUGAGAAUCUGCCGCACAAAUUCAACCACCUGGUUGAUCUAAUCAACGACCGGUACUUCGACGGACAAGAAGUAUUCCACAUCCAAGUCAGCGACUACAAAGACAUUCGGAUGCUGGAAAAGGCGCGCAAAAAAGCCCCCCGCGAGAUUAAGAAAUCUGAAAUGGGUGGGGACGGUGAUAAUGAACCGGAAGCGGACGACGAGGAAAGUACGGACAAUGAAAUUUACGAAAGGAUGACAAAUGAUUUCAACACGCUCAUUCCAGCGCCUAAAUCCGCUUCGGUUCCCUCGAAGAAACCAAAAUUUUGAUCAGAAAGUCAAUAACUGUGUGUGAGCAUGAAAAUAUUGAACAGAAAUACUGAAUACACUUUUCGUCGUGAUGACUUUAAAAAACAGCGAUUUAAAAAACGCUCAAUAAUGCAAAAUGGUUUGAGUUUGUUGUGUGUAAAACUUUCAAAAAAUAUAUAUUACCAACAAUUGAAUUUUGGUUGUUAA
Molecule: messenger RNA, 11643 nt
Organism: Symsagittifera roscoffensis
Lineage: Eukaryota; Metazoa; Xenacoelomorpha; Acoela; Convolutidae
Exons: 66
Coding region: 163-11457 (3764 amino acids)
Biological process (GO): detection of mechanical stimulus
Cellular component (GO): membrane
Molecular function (GO): protein binding; calcium ion binding; calcium channel activity
Source: RefSeq, a predicted model, not a curated record